CAUUUCAAAAUGGCCGAUAUCGAAGAAUGUCGCAAUAUCUUCUGACAGUCAUCAGCGAAGAAAGGAAAUGUGAACAGUGAGCAAUACGCAUUUAUCUGCAAAAUCUUUUGUAAAAAAUAGUCUGCCGUUGUUCUCUCUGUGAUUAAUUUUGUGACAGUAGGUGGACAAGGGAAUGAUAAAAGUGCCCUAUGCAGAAAAAUGGAUGUGGACGCUCCUGUGUGUGCGGGAUCUGUGAUAAUUCAAGCGCAGUCCAAAAAUCGCAUCUCAAAGAAGAAAUCAUCUAAUCACAAGUACUGCCUGCUGUUCAAAGCCAGCCGCCAUGGGAUCGAGCGAUUGGAGAUUGCGGAUUCUGAGACUGACAAAAACCCGCGGAUCGUCACUUUGGAAAAUUGCGUAAAGAUUACAUCGGAGGCACCGCCGGCCAAUUUAAUUCAUAUCGUCACAAAGACGGAGAAUGUGACGGUGGGCACACAUGGUGAGGAAGAACUCAAGAAGUGGCUGUCCGCCCUGCAAACGGUGGCUUUCAAUGAAAAGACAACCUGUGGCUUGAAUCGGAGUUCUGCCAUAGAAGAGGAUAACGAUUUGUAUUGUUCAUCCUACAGCGAUGGCAUUUUCACAGUUAAACUCAUUCCCUCCGACACUUCCAUACGCUGCAACCUGCCCAUGAAACCCUAUCGUCUGGCCUUGACUACAGUGGAGCUCCAAUUGCGAUCAUUUGAAGAUGAAUCAGUCAUCAUUGCUAAGUGGCCAUACCGGUUCAUCCGGAAGUAUGGAUACCGUGAUGGAAACUUUACUUUUGAGGCGGGACGCAAGUGCGAGACAGGGGAGGGUAUCUUUCGCCUAGAUCACGCUAAUCCACAGGAGAUUUUUCGCUGUAUGUCCAGCAAGAUGAAGUGCAUGAAGAAACUGAUCAAUGGAGAGAGUGUCUCGAGUUUGGAAUGUGGAGAGAGUCAGCUCAGUGCGGCUCUAUCGAUGGAAGCUGGCUCUAGGAGUCCACUACCGCCAUCACCUAAUCAACCAUCCGUCCAGGAUACUGACAGUUCACCGCUGCAUCAGAGUUUUGCCUCAAUCAGGGGUUUCAUUUCCUCCAGCGAUUCCCUGAAUAAUGUAUCCACCAGCAGUUCUAUUCCUCUCCUCAAGCACAUUCCCCAUAAGCCGCCGCGCAAGGGAUUAACAAUCCCAUUGCCUGGAGCUCCAGAGGAAUCGUCAAAGGAUAAAUUUCGGAAUCUACCUAAUUAUGAACCUAUUGCCAUUCCACUACACGAAAAUACAACGGCGGAAACGACGGAAAGUGAGAGACAACCUCCACCGGCUCCAGAACGAGACUAUGAGAGUAUUGAGACAAUUACGGACGCAUGGAGGACUCUAGGUAUUGAUGAAGUGAAACACACUGAGCAGAUCCAUACGCCCGAGGAGGAUCUGAUUGAGUUUGUGAGGACGAGUGCCAAGGUGACACGACCCACUUUGUCUAUCGCCCCCGUCGAAUCGAGUAAUCCGGACGCUGAAUUUGCGGAGCACGAUGACUACGAUCGCUUGGAGUUUUUCAGGAGUAACAGCAAGGUUUCCGCUACGUACAAAACCGUCAUUCCUAUUGUGCCACCUACACCUCCGGUGUCCAAGCCCCGUUCUGACGACUACGAAAUCGUGGGUGAUCCAGAUACUCAAGCCUGUCGUCUAGCCGAUGAUAGCUAUAUGGGAUAUGGCGUAUUGCGGAAGCCACAGAACCAGACACAACUCGAUACACCGGAGCUCGAUCACCACAAGUACAACGGCCUGGAUUAUGCGAUUGUGAGCAAGCCCAAGAGAGUGUGACUUCCUCCGCCACCAAAGACUUGUCGCCAUACAUUCCUCGGGGACCAUUAAAGUGCCUUCCCUAUCGUCAGGGACACACCGCGUUGCCAUAAAACACUCCACAUCGAUGGAAAAUUACAACGAGCAAUCUCGAUCGGAGGAUGACUUCAGAUUAAGUAUCGCCAUCCUGUACUUAAUCUAGAUGUAUCUCUUUGUAUAUAAUCUCAUAUUUUAAUUAAAAAAAAAAUUAAAUAGCA
Phlebotomus papatasi is the source of this 2048-nucleotide messenger RNA. RefSeq names its product docking protein 3 (gene Dok). Gene Ontology annotation, cellular component: cytoplasm. The record is from RefSeq and is a predicted model, not a curated record. The transcript has 4 exons. Gene Ontology annotation, biological process: cell surface receptor protein tyrosine kinase signaling pathway; positive regulation of MAPK cascade. The coding region runs from base 199 to 1812 and encodes 537 amino acids. NCBI's taxonomy places the organism in Eukaryota, Metazoa, Arthropoda, Insecta, Diptera, Psychodidae.